This is a messenger RNA of Funneliformis caledonium, 341 nucleotides long. The record is from the annotation of a GenBank genome assembly. NCBI's taxonomy places the organism in Eukaryota, Fungi, Glomeromycota, Glomeromycetes, Glomerales, Glomeraceae.
CAUCGCAACUCAUUUUUUCUGAUGAAUCUGCAUAUGAUAAAAGAACUCUUUCACGUAGAUAUGGAUGGAAUAUAUCUGGUUUUCGUGCAAAAAAACCUUCUUUUUUUGUUCGAGGUAAAAGAUUUACAAUAGAAGGUGCAUUGUGUGUAAAUGGUCUCUUAGCAUAUGGGAUCCAGAAAGGAUCAAUGGAUGCUUGCGAUUAUGAAUAUUUGUUGAACACAUUUUGUGUUCUUGUGUUAGAUAAUGCAUCUAUACAUAAAGGAAGAAAUUUACACGAUCUUUGUGAAGAAAAAGGCAUCAUUCUUCAAUUUUUACCACCAUAUUCUCCAGAUUACAAUCCG